ACCGUUCUAAUUACCGGCAUGAUUGAGAGCUUCUUGCUCACUUUCUACUGACAGAACUUACUGGACGAUCUGUAGGUCCCUUUCUGCAUCCUACCCAUCCAAAAUCAAUAAUCCUUUCGUCAUGGACUGUGCAACUUUCGCAACUCUGGCCCGACGCGCAUAGGUAAUGGCGCGCCGAGGGAAGCAAUCGAGUACAUUGUCUACUAUAACUAGCCACUGUCCUACUACGCAAGACUCAUUUACUUCCGGUACAGACAGUCAGAUAGUUGAUAUUGGAGACGAAGAAUACCCUAUUAAUUGCAUCCUCGACGAGACGCGAACGAGAUAUCUCAUUGACUGGAAGGGACCGUAUUCGCCGACUUGGGAACCGAAAGAGUGUGCUAACGACGCUGCAAUAGAAGCCUGGGAAGAGAAAAAGAAGGUAGACAUUCAGUCGAGGAGACGGCGAAGACUGUACAGAGGGAAAAGGAGACAGUCAGCUCACAGCGUUGGCAGCUCUCAGCAGAGCUCAGCGGAGCCAGAAAGAUCCAAUUCUCAAUCGCCAUCGCCGCUUUUUUUACCUGGCAAGACGGUACCGGAGACGCAGAGUACGGAAAGCACGCAUAAGACGACAGGAGAACACCACAUCAUACAGGGAAGUGCUUCUCUUGAAAGCUCAAAUCCACCAUCAACAACUGGCACAUCAUCUGUGGAAAAUACUCCUCUGCGUUCAAUUGGUGCGACAUUGCAGACUUUAGGCGCUCUACAGAAGUCUAGCGUUAACAGCACACAAAGCUCGCUUGUCACUGGGACUCAUAUAUCGUCUUCGAGUGCAAUAUCUGGGUCGAUAGGUUCAUCUCAUGAUCGUAUCGUUAACCAAUACUGCCGGUCUUUGCGAGACGUCUAUUACUUCCAGACUACAACAAUCCAAGCGGAUGAGAUAGCUGAGACGCAAUCCAUUCCUGAAGCCCUUCCAGUGCGGGUCGAAACGCCAUCUACCCAGGCCAAAAAGUCAACACAGUCUCAAAUAAGUUCAAUUCCGGAGACCGUAUUUGAUUCUAACCAGAACCCUGUCAGAUCUCAAACAGGCUACGGGCUACACAAUCUUAGCCAGCGCACGCUUUCUGUCUCCGUGAGACAUACCCAGGACUCAAACCCUAGGACUGAACCUAUCCUUUGUCGUAGGAUCACGCCGUUAUUCCCAACUCUUUACAGUUAUUACGAAAAGAAUUCCGCCAUCAUGGAGAACAGCCCGGAUAGCAGCAGGGCGCCAAAAUCCGGUGUCCCCGAGAGAUACGACCAUGUUCCUGGCUCUACCCCGAGGGAAAAACUGAGGAGCCUGUAUGCUCAACUGCAGGCCGAUUUUCCCCCUCGAACUUUGCGAAGCGUCAGUGCUAGUGCCACUCCGUCGUCUGCCGGGGACAUUGAACCCGCAGCAGCAUCAGCACCCGAAACUACGUCUCCUCUUAGUAUUCGAGUGGAUAAGGAACCGACUUCACAUGCGGCACCAGCCGAUCUACAUGACCAGCCCGGACAAACGUACGCUGGAGCUGCACUCCCUGAAUACCAUGAGGGCCCUCUGAUGCAGACAAUCCAGCCCAGCGAUUUGACUGUCGUUCCCGCGGAAGAGGCUCCUCCCGGCUCAGUUCAACUUGGGGCGUCAGAAUUCGCCAUGACUCUUCCUAUGGAUUCUAGGGUGAAGGACGUCUAUGAACGAAUCUUAACCGACGAGUCACAUGUCAUCAAAAACUUCCACUCUCUAUUCACAUCUGAAUCGAUACUUGGGAACAAUGAGCGAGAACAAGUGAUAUCUCAGAUGCGCCGAGUGGUAGAGAAGCUAAACAACACAACAGUACACCCCGACUUGAACAUAGCUGAACACAUUCAAGAUUCACCAAGUGAUCCAGAGAAGGAAGCUGCUUGGGCCGAGUAUUCGAGCUCCAAGUUUCAACUGCUAGGCUACUUUGUGGAGAUGGCGGAAAGUCAUGAGCUCCACAUUAUUCUCAUGGUACGAGAAGGAAACACUGUAGAUCUCGUGGAGCGAUACCUCCUGGGAAAGGGAUUUGAAUAUACUCGACCUCGUUCAGAAAUGGGCAGUGGCACUAAUGUCGAGAUAUCGAUGACCAAAGGAGCACUGAGCUUCGGGAUCCGCUCAGCGCAAAGUGAUGGUGUCAUUGAGCUUUACAGAAACCCAACUGCCAUCUUCUCUCUCGACUCGUCCUUCAAUGCAAAGAACCCUUCUAUAGAGCACCUGCGGACAACCUUUGCCCGGAAUGGAAACCUACUCCCUGUUGUUCGAUUUCUUAUUUCAAAUAGCAGCGAGCAUAUUGAGCGUUGUUUACCGAAUCUCGCUGAACUACAGCGCCUUCGCCUUCUUGCACAUUAUAUUUAUCGCCUUCAUGAUACAGUGGGCGAUCUUCAAGAUGAUGCCCUCAAUGUCCACGAGGAUGCGGAAGAACUCCUUUCAUAUCUUCUUUCUGACAAUUUCAACGCAAGCUGGUCUUGGCCGACGAUUGAACCGCUCCAGAUUCUCAGUCCAGCGGAAAUUGCUUCUGCCUUAGGGCCGGAAGCUAUUGAUCCCAGUGUUCAGUAUAUGCAGACAGCGGGUUCUCUACAGAAACGGGUCCUUGAUGGCGAUGACCCAGAUGCGCGUAGUACAAAGAGACAGCGGUUCUUAGCAUCCCAAGAUACCAGCCAGGUAUCAGACUCUACCGCGCAGCCAACUCAGACGUUAGACAAUGACUUACAAUCCUUGGAGAGGAGUCUUAUCCAGAUGAAAAACACGCAUGCUAUUGAAUUACGGCAGCUUCGGGCAACUCUUUCUGAAGCUCAAUCUGGAAACAAGCAGAAGACAAUAGAGUUGGCAGGUUUGCAACACCGAUACGAGUCACGCACCAAGGAUCUUCAUAAAACGCGGCAGGAACGAGACCGUUUGGCUGAGACGGUGACCAAGUUAGAGCAAAGACUUGAAAGGCAGCGUGACGAGAUUAGCAAGUUGAAAGAUGAGCGCACGCAAUUGAAGCAUGACCUAGAAGCUGCAAGAGAAGCGUUAAAGAGUGGUGGUGGUCUCGAAGCUGACCUUGAAGCUGCUCGUGAAGAAGUACGCCGUCUCUUACAAGAGAAUGCGAACCUUGAAAGAAGGGCCGAUUACGAGAAGAAGCAAUCUGAGUAUACACGAGAGCAAUAUCAGAACGCUUCAACAGCAGCUGCACAGUCCGGUCUCGAGAUACGUCAACUUAAGGAACAGAAUGAAGAACUCAAACGGAAGGCAACUGCGAAUGCGGCACAGCUCAAGGAAAUUAAAACGAGCAAUGAUGACUCUAGGCACUACGCACGAGUGCAAGAGCUGGAAGCUACUCUUGCAUCAAGAGAUGAGCUGCUACGCAGGAAAGAAGAUGAGCUUAGAGAUCUUAAAAGAAACCGCCCAUCUACGCGUUCUACGAGCACUCAACCGCGAAGCCCUAAGUGGGCCUCAACGAACAGUCGUCCUACUAGCCCAGGCGUUAACAACUCAGGCGCAACAGGCAGAGGCAGUGCGCUUAGAUUCAGCUCAGAAAUGUCUACUUAGAAUCCUUUCUACUUCAUCCAUGUUGGAGGAGGGCAAUCUCCGAUCAACUGCGGGCAGAAUGUUUUCAGCGCUUUUGAUCCAUUAAAGAAUGGACAGUUUAUUUCAAUGAUCUGAGUUUGGCGUCAUCAAUGAGUCGUUUGUUUGUUGAGUUCGUGGAGUAUAGGAGUUGAUCCAUUUACCUUCAGUCAUAUCCAUUGCUCCCGUCUGUCUUUUUAGUACUUCUGAGAUCGACUUUUGGCAUGUCUCUCCCCUUCAUGCCUCGCUCUGGACAAAUUGACGACUCCAGGAUGUUAUCUAUACCGUGCCAGCAGAACUAGAAUAAGUGUAUCCCAUCUUGUUUCCUUCUAGCCGUAACUGCGCCAAAAGGACUACUUAAACGUCCAUUUAUCUGCUCCUUAAGUUUCAGCAUUUCCAACCGGGAUAUUUCAACCUCUGAGUUGUUCGACUGGAGCAUAAGUACUGACAAAUCCUAUCUUUCAU
Paecilomyces variotii is the source of this 4027-nucleotide messenger RNA. Its product is annotated as class II histone deacetylase complex subunits 2 and 3-domain-containing protein. Gene Ontology annotation, biological process: negative regulation of transcription by RNA polymerase II; chromatin organization. Gene Ontology annotation, cellular component: pericentric heterochromatin; HDA1 complex. The coding region runs from base 167 to 3547 and encodes 1126 amino acids. Gene Ontology annotation, molecular function: chromatin binding. The transcript has 4 exons. The record is from RefSeq and is a predicted model, not a curated record. NCBI's taxonomy places the organism in Eukaryota, Fungi, Ascomycota, Eurotiomycetes, Eurotiales, Thermoascaceae.